This is a messenger RNA of Humulus lupulus (European hop), 858 nucleotides long. RefSeq lists its product as uncharacterized. The coding region runs from base 1 to 858 and encodes 285 amino acids. Lineage: Eukaryota; Viridiplantae; Streptophyta; Magnoliopsida; Rosales; Cannabaceae. The transcript is spliced from 2 exons. The record is from RefSeq and is a predicted model, not a curated record.
AUGAGCUUGGCGUAUUUCUCUUCAACCUCCGCCUAUUGCAAUCAGCUCAAAUCUCUUGCUGACCAAUUGUCCAAUGUCGGGGGCCCUGUUUCCGAUCAACAUCUGGUGUUACGUCUCCUAGCUGGCUUAACCGAAGCAUACAGCAGGUUUGUCACGGUUAUGCAACAAAAGGAUCACUUACCAACCUUUGCGAUGGCGUGUUCUCGUUUAAAGUUAGAGGAGACCAUGAUUAAAGAGAGGGCAGCCCGUGAUUCUGGUUCCACCUCCCUCCUGUCCGUGGAUGACGACUCUUCUUCCCAGCCACCACAACAAAACGGCAACAAUACUAAUUCGCAAAUCCGUAAUAAUAAUAAUAAUAAUCGUGGGAAGAAAAACAAUCGUGGUAGAGGAAACAACAAUCGCAGCAGGCGAGGCGGACGUGGUGGUGGCGGGGGUGGAGACAGCGCCGUCAGAGGUGGCGCACAGCAACCGCCGUAUAAGGCCUACUCGCCGUACCACCAGCCGUUCUUUAGUCCUUGGGCCGGGUGGGCCCAACCUUCUUGUCCAUAUCCAACAGCUUCAUGGAAGCCCCACUCUCCACCUCCUCGCCAAUCUGGAGUUCUUGGACCAAGACCGCAGCAAGCAUACUCUGCCUUAGUCGCACCAUCCACUAUUAGGUAUACACCUACGAACAUUAAUGCAGCCAUGCAUACUCUUGCACUCUCUCAACCACAUGAGAAUUGGUAUAUGGACACCGGUGCUACAUCUCAUAUGACGACAGAUUCAUGUACACUCUCCUCUUAUUUUAAUUCGAGCAAAAAUCAUCAUAUUGUUGUUGGUAAUGGAUUUGCGAACAGGGAACCAUCUAAUGAGGUGUAA